AUGGCAUGGACUGUGUGGCUUCUAUGUCUCCGGCUGGUCUUAGCUCAAGAACUGGGAAUAGGAAUCUAUGGACCAAUGACCUCAUAUUCGCAGUGGGACAUAGCUGUCGUGGCGGCUUUCGAUUUAGACUUGCGCAGAAACUUUGACCCAAGCAUUGCGAGUCGUUUUGGUGAACGGCCAAUCAUCCAUGUGCCUAACCUGCAUCCACAGGUGGCAAAUCUGACUCUGCGCAUAGGCACCAGUCAUUCAAAAUCAGAAGCUUGGCGGACCUUUCCACCGGAUGUGGUACAGGGCAAAGCUAUGUGGAAGUGGAUCGUGGUGUUUCGAGUACCGCUGUUGAUGUGCAUCUAUGGUCUUGAACCCUAUGGUCAGGGUCUUUUCCAAGUGGUGGAAAAUGAAGCAAGGACAGCAGGUGAGCAGCAUCGCUUUCGAGGAGUUGCCAUGCGCAACAUGGAAAUCUUUGUGGUUGAAGAGGCAAUGAUAGCAAUUGACUUCGUUCGCUCCUUCAAAAGCCGCUUCUUGUUUCUUUCUACCAAUGUAGGGCUGAACGAUGGUUUGCUGCCUCUUCUAGACCGAGAAGGCUUUUUUGACCAUGGCUGGCAAGUUGUUGCAUCAGAGACAGCCACAAAUUAUGCAAACUUUCCCGUGGGCUUUAUGCGGUGGAAGCCGGUGAGUGAAGGUCCCAAGUAUCAGGACUUUCGAGAGCUUUGGUCAAAGAUGAGAGCCACAGAUGUCCUAUCAGAAGAAGCCAGGGCUCGCUAUGGGAUUGACAGCUUCCGAAUACCACUAGACGAAGCCACGGUACCUCCGAUUACAGAUGCUGGGUUUGUGGACCCCAGCCUGGCCCUUGAUCUGUAUGAACCAUUCUUGUUCGAUGCUCUCUACGCCUUUGUCAUUGCCAUCAACACGUUGUUGAAUGGGGGUGUUCCCCUAGAAGAAAUCAAGGGUGACAGGUUGUUAAACCAGCUGCGCAUCACAGAGUUCGAAGGCAUCUCAGGUUUGGUGAGUUUUGACCAGUACGGCGACCGGCAGGCGUCUUACGAGCUUGUCAAUCUACAUCCAGAUGGCUUGAGGGUAGCUGCCCUGUACCGGGGGGUGGAAGAUCAGUUGGUGGUGGCAGCUGGCAGUGUCUAUUGGGUGGGAGGUAUGCGGGUAGACCAGCCACCUUCGUUCCUGACGGAUUGCGGUCCCGGCUCUUACAAGGACGAGUUGCUGGGGCAGUGCGUCCCCUGCACCCGAGGCUUCCAAUGCAUCAACGGCACCCAGGAGCUGUGCCCUAAAGGCACCUUCUCCAACGUCUCGGGGGCAACUUUCUGUCGCAACUGCUCCAAGGGCAGCUUCUAUGGAGAUUUGGGCUCUACCAGGUGUACCAGCUGCCAAGCGGGCUUUUAUGCAGAUGAAGAGGGCUUGGAAACCUGUCGGAGAUGCCCCAAGGGCACGUAUGUGUCCGCCCUUCACGCGGAAAGCUGCUUUGAUUGUGGCAUGAACCAAAUCACCGAGGAAAGUGGGUCGCAGCUUCAAUCUGACUGUCGCUGUGCCCAAGGCACCUUCAUGUGCGACACUGGGCCCAGCCUGGGCUGUUUAACCUGUCCUGAGGGCCUUCUCUGUGCCACGGGCCUGGACCCACCUGUGCAUCAGCCCGGAUACUGGACCAGUGCAGAUGACACCUGCAGAUUCAAGGUGCUGAAAUGCCGCAACGCGCGGGAGUGCCCAGGGAAGAUGUCGCUCGGUGGCUGUGCGGCAGGAAGGGAAGGAAGGGCCUGCAACAAUUGCAAGCCAAACCACUACCCAAAAGAUGAUGGUACAUGUGCCGAAUGCGGAGCCACUGACUUUUUGCCUUCCGUGCUCUUCAGUCUGGCUGCUCUGAACCUUUUCAUUUUGUUCGUGCGCCUUUUGCAGGGUGACCUUGACCAGAUGAGUUUGAACACUUUGACAGUGGCCGCAGUGGGAGGUCAGAUGGUGACAGCCGUGCAAGCUUUGGGUUCAAUCAGACAACUGUCCAUCGAUUGGGUGGAACCCGUCCGAUCACUCAUCAGCCUCACUCAAGUGCUGGUUCUGGAUCUGGACCUCGUGCGGAUCUCCUGCGUGGAUGGCAUCGAUAGCCCCACGGUGAAAUUCGUGCGGCGCCUGAUGCUUUGUCCCAUUGGCAUCGGAUGCAUCUUGAUCACCUGGGCAGUCAAGAAAUGCCUGGGGCAGAAGAUGCACUUUGAUACCAUCUUUAACAUUUGUGGCGUCUUCACCUUCGCCCUCUUUAUCUCCAUCACGCUCUUUGUGGUGGAUCCGCUGCGGUGUGGAAGAAAUCCAGAUGGAUCGCUCUCCAUGUUAUCAAAUCCUGGGGUGAUCUGUUUUGACUCCGGGGAGCAUUUCGUGAUGCUGUUCUUGUGCAUUCUGGGGAUCCUGUGCUAUCCCAUGACCAUCAUAAGCUGGGCGACCUAUACUACUUGCAGUUAUCCCUCUAGGAUCACUUCAGGACAGGGCCUCCAGUUAGUGCAUCGGCACCGCUUCCUAUUUCAACGUUUCAGACCCCAGCGCUACUACUACGGUUUGCUGCUGCUUUUGCGAAACGCUAUGCUCGCGCUCUUCCCAGUGAUUUUUACCCCUGUCCCUUCACUUCAGAUUGAGAUCAUGGGAUUUGUGUUGCUCACAGCAUCUGCGUUGCAGAUUCGCCUAUGGCCCUGGAGAACGGAAUUAGCCAACUACACAGAUUUGGCCAUCAACCUUCUCCUUCAGAUCUUGCUGCUGGGAGUUUCUCCCUUAGUUAGUCGAGAUGCCGAGAAAUCCACAGUUCUGCUGGGAUAUCUUCUGAGCUUCGCGGUCCUGAGCCCCUUCAUUGCAGGCCUCGUGGUCAUCAGCCAUGCAAUCUGGCGCCAUUUCAUACCCCCGAGCCUCUUUGGCGUAUUCUUGUGCCACCACAAGGGCAGCGCUGGGAGUCUCUGUCGCCUCCUCAAGCUUUUGGCCGCAAAACACACCAAGAGUCAGAUCUUCCUGGAUUCCGACCAGCUGGAGGACUUAGACCUGAUUUUUGACACCAUUCGAGGCAAGACCAAGAGUGUGGCAGUGGUUUUAACACCACACGUCUUGAAGAGGAUGUGGUGUGCUGGUGAGAUUGUGACAGCCUACAAGAAUCAAGUCCUGACGGUCCCAUUGAUGUGUGAUGGCUACACCCCUCCGGAUGACGAAUUUCUGGAGCACCUUGAAGAGGUUUGGACGGCGCAGCAAAGGCAAAUCCUGUCGUUCCAUGGCAUCAGCAUGGAAGAUGUGCAGCAAGCCUAUGCUUGGCUCUUGCAGCUGGAGUGCUUGGAUGUGCAUCGCUUUGGAGCAAUGGAUGAGCUGGAGAACACGGUGGUGGAGCUCCUUGCGCGGGUGAAGGUGCCCAUGAAGCUCUUCCGUCAAAGUCCCACCGCUUCGCCUCACUCUGUGCGUGUGAAAGCGCGAAUUCUCAUCACAGGCUCCGUGCGCGAUGGAGAAGCUUUGGCAUCAUUGGAGAUUUUCCAAAUUUUGGCGCAAAAAACCAUGCAACGCGAAUGUGCCGUAGUUCGGUCCGCCAAUGAGCUGUUGGCCUAUCGGCCAUGGGCCUACUAUCUGGUGGUGCUCUUGUCUCGCGGUAUGCUUCGAGACCCAGGCUUUGCCAAAACUUUGCUCAGCAUUCAUUUGGAAGGAGAAACCAAAAAUCGGCCAUUGGAACUGGUGACAGUCAGUGCGGACCCACUCUUCGAGUUUCCCAGCGCCGAGUUCUUCAAGGACUUAGAAGAUUUUGGUCUGGGGCUUGACAAUCAGGGGGAAGCGCCCUUACCCGUUGAGCUGGGUCCAUUUCUCUCGUCCGCCUAUCGGGCCUUGCUGAACGUCUUGGCUCUGCCCUUGUCUCCCUUGGGUUCUGAGGGCCUUCUGGAGGAGCAGGUCUCAGAGAUUUGUCGCCGCUUCCGGCGCUACAAGAACCCGAUCUAUGCCACGGCCCUGGAUGAUGAAGAGGAUUUAAAGGUGGAGGGGGAUGGUGUGGAUCCACAGAGCCUGAUUGAAGAGAAUGGUUCGAUGGGCAUUUUCACGGACUGCACCGUGAAGAAGCAGGCCUUUUCUCGAGCAAAAAAGUCUUUGACAUGGACUGAGACCGGGAACAUGAUUGAAAGUCGCGAAGGUCAUAUGAAUGACAAUAUCUUGAAUCAAACCAACCGGCAGAAGAGGGAGAGACUAUCCACUGGCAGUGCUGAUAGUCGCGAAUCAGAGUGGCAGGUGUUCCAGAUUGUGGAGGAACUCCCCUCGGAGAGCUGGAACCCUGAUGUGCCGAGCACUUUGUCUUCAAAGCGUGACCUCGAUUCAUGGAAUCCGGAUUGGCAGGUCAACAUCUCUCUUCAAUGUAUCCGUGAAGACCAGGAUGACAAUUUGGUGGAGAUAUGA
This is a messenger RNA of Cladocopium goreaui, 4392 nucleotides long. The record is from the annotation of a GenBank genome assembly. Lineage: Eukaryota; Dinophyceae; Suessiales; Symbiodiniaceae.